GCAAAAAGCAAAUCUUGAACUUGAACUGGUAGUCGACACGAGAAUUAAGCUUUUUGAUAGCCACAAUACAAACAAGUCAUUCGUCUAUAUAUCAAGCACACCCUGCUACGAGAACAAUCGUUUGGUUUCAGUAGCUUAAUUUCAUUAAUCAAAUACGUUCAAUCCAGCUUCCAAGAAGAAAUAUCAAAAGUCAGGCAACUUCGCUUUAGUCCUGGCCAUUCUCUUUGGCCUUUUUUCAUCAUAUAUGGCUAUCAACAAAGACGACCGCGAAUCAGUCGCUGAAUCUGAUUCCAAUGCCCCUACCAUCCACACACCCCCUUCCACAAUUCGCACACCUCCUUCUACAAUUAGCACACCUCCUCCUACAAUUCGCACACCCCCUUCUACCAUAAUCGAGGCAAAUAACCGCGAGCACCAGGUCGAUCAAUGCCCUCAUCACUCAAGCUCAGUCCCACGGCCUAAUUCCACCUACCUGAUUCGCGCCUCCUCAUCUGGGAGACUCUUGACUUUAGAAUCUGGGCGCGUUAUCUUAGCCAAACCAGGCGAUAAUCGCGGCUCUAGCAUCCACUGGAAAUGCAUUGAGGUCGGCGGAUGGCUCCGCUUUCAGAAUGCCGCUUCCGGUUGCUUUCUCGGCCAUAAUUUCUGGGGCAGUAUACUUUGCAAUGUAACAUGGGCCAGUGGAUGGGAGAGAUUCAGUGUGGGGCCUGCACCAAACGGUGGAUAUUAUUUGAUGACGACACAUUGGUCAAGGCUAUGGAAAAUUGGGAUGAAGGGGGAAUACCUGGCAAAGAUCAGGGAGGGGGAAUAUGGAGAGCCUAUGAAUACUGGGGAGGGGGAGGGACAGGUGAUUAUUUGGGAAUUUGUUAAGAUUUAAGAACGGUGUACUGUAAGGGUUGGCAACUGCUGUUACGCACUCUCUAAAGAAUGAUAUGUCCAUUUAGCUGUAAACUCGCAUCGAAGUAGCGAAAAGCACAGAGUGGUAGAUGGAGACUUUACAAACAUUUGUGUAUAUAGAUAUAUCCAGACCCAGGUUUGACUUUUCCCCAAAACAACAAACAGACAAAAAAGCAAGGGGGGGAUUAGAUACACCCAGAAGCCAACUCUGGGCAAUGAUCUAUAUGAAUAACUAAUUACAAAAAGUUUUCAAACAAACUUUUAGAUACAAUGCGGGAAAC
Botrytis cinerea B05.10 is the source of this 1175-nucleotide messenger RNA. RefSeq lists its product as hypothetical. Lineage: Eukaryota; Fungi; Ascomycota; Leotiomycetes; Helotiales; Sclerotiniaceae. Bases 245 to 874 code for a protein of 209 amino acids. The transcript has 2 exons. The record is from RefSeq and is a predicted model, not a curated record.